Molecule: messenger RNA, 5301 nt
Organism: Gekko japonicus
Lineage: Eukaryota; Metazoa; Chordata; Lepidosauria; Squamata; Gekkonidae
Product: zinc finger protein 91-like
Exons: 14
Coding region: 1-5211 (1736 amino acids)
Biological process (GO): negative regulation of transcription by RNA polymerase II
Molecular function (GO): DNA-binding transcription repressor activity, RNA polymerase II-specific
Source: RefSeq, a predicted model, not a curated record
AUGGAAGAGCAGGACCCAGAAGGACCAGGAAUUGGCAAGAGAUUGAUGAAAGACCCCCACCCCAUCCAGGCGGGGACUGGUGUUGAAUUCUGGGAAAGAGCUGUGCUGGAGAUCAUGCAUCAGGACACUGGGAUCUCAGACAAACAACGCCAGUGCUUCCGGCAGUUCUCCUACCAUGAGGCUGCUGGGCCCCGGGAGAUGAGGGGACCAUCUGCGGAGAUGGAAAUGAAGUUCUCUGAGGAGGAGGGAUCUCCGUGGGAGGAACAGCAGAGGGCGCAGGCCCAGGAGCGUGCCCAGGAUGCCCUCUCACAUGAUACAGUCUCGCUUGGCACGAUCUAUGAUGAGGAAAUCUGCUUUUUCUUCCAGUGUCCAGUUUCCGUUGAGGACGUGGACGUGUAUUUCACCGAGGCCGAGUGGGCCCUGCUGGAUCCGGGCCAAAGAGCUCUCUACGUGGAAGUCAUGCUGGACAACUUUGGGAGCGUGGCCUCUCUGGGUAAGGAUCUUUCACAGUUGAUCCGGGUUGAAAGAAAACCCAACCCUGAUAUUGCUGCUGUGGUUGAAGCUGCUGUGUUUUUGGAUGCAGGGAUGAGGGGACCAUCUGCGGAGAUGGAAACGAAGUUCUCUGAGGAGGAGGGAUCUCCUUGGGAGGAACAGCAGAAGGUGCAGGCCCAGGAGCGUGCCCAGGAGGCCCUCUCACAUGGUGAUGUAGAGAAGACGGUUAGGGAAUUUCAGGGGCUUUCACUGGAAAAAGACAAAGACCAAGAGUCUGAAUGUAACUUCAGGGAUCAAGACAGACCACAGAAGGAGGAGGGAAGCCACACAGAGAAGACAAGGGGUAAUGCCCUUCCUUGCCAAGAAGGGCAUUUCUGUGAAGUAAUUUCCAUGGUGAAGGAAACAUACAAAGGCUUGGAGUGUGGACUGGACUUCUCAGAUGAAACUCAAUAUAAUAUCCAUCUGCAAAAGCACCCUGGAAAGGUCCAUAAAUGUCUGCAGUGUGGAAAGAGCUUCCUUUGUGGAGAAGAGCUCAUGAGACACCAAAGAAUCCAUAUAGCUGAGAAAAUAUAUAGCUGCUCAGACUGCGGCAGGAGGUUCUCAGAGAAAACAAAGCUUAUUCAACACCAGAUAGUUCAUUCAGAGAGGAAUCUUAAGGAAGCCUACUCAGAAGUAAACCCCUUUUUUCUCCAUGGGCCUUACCCCUGGGAAAGUGUUCUUAGUGUUGCAGCCUCAGGAGGGAAGCCAUUUAUCUGCUCAGAGAGUGGUAAGAGUUUCUCUGAUGGGAAGGCACAUAAAUGCUUUCCGUGUGGAAAGUAUUUCAAGUACAGAUCUGCGCUCCUUUUGCAUCAAAGAACCCACACAGAGGAGAAACCUUUUGAAUGCUCAGAGUGUGGAAAGAGAUUCACUGUGAGUUCCAAUCUUCAAAAGCAUCUAAGAAUCCACACAGGGGAGAAACCUUUUGAAUGCUCAGAGUGUGGAAAGAGAUUCAGUCAGAGUGGAAAUCUUCUACAUCAUCACAGAAUCCACACAGAGGAGAAACCUUUUGAAUGCUCAGAGUGUGGAAAGAGAUUCAGUAUGAGUUCCAAUCUUGAACAGCAUCUAAGAACCCACACAGGGGAGAAACCUUUUGAAUGCUCAGAGUGUGGAAAGAAAUUCGGUCAGCGUGGCAAUCUUUAUCAGCAUAAAAAAAACCACAGAGGGGAGAAACCGUUUGAAUGCUCAAAGUGUGGAAAGAGAUUCAGUAUGAGUUCCAAUCUUCAACAGCAUCUAAGAACCCACACAGGGGAGAAACCUUUUGAAUGCUCAGAGUGUGGUAAAAAAUUCAGUCAGCGUGGCAAUCUUCAUCAGCAUCAAAAAACCCACAGAGGGGAGAAACCUUUUGAAUGCUCGGAGUGUGGGAAGAAAUUCAGUAGGAGUUUCCAUCUUCAACAGCACAGAGCAACCCACACAGGAGAGAAACCAUAUAAAUGCUUGGAGUGUGGAAAGAGCUUUGCUUUGAAGGGAGAUCUUACUGUCCAUAAAAGAAUCCACACAGGGGUUAAACCAUAUAAAUGCUUGGAGUGUGGAAAGAGUUUUGCUGUGAAGGGACACCUUACUCGCCAUCAACAACUUCACACAGGGGAGAAACCAUAUAAAUGCUUGGAGUGUGGAAAUUGCUUUGCUCAAAGCUCACACCUUACUUGCCAUCAACAAAUCCACACAGGGGAGAAACCAUAUAUAUGCUUGGAGUGUGGAAAGAGCUUUGCUCGGAGUUCAUACCUUACUCGCCAUCAAUUAAUUCACACAGGAGAGAAACCAUGGAAAUGCAUGGAGUGUGGAAAAAGCUUUGCUUCGAAGAGAGAUCUUACUGGCCAUCAGCGAAUCCACACAGGGGAGAAACCAUAUAUAUGCUUGGAGUGUGGAAAGAGCUUUGCUCGGAGUUCAUACCUUACUUGCCAUCAAUUAAUUCACACAGGAGAGAAACCAUGGAAAUGCAUGGAGUGUGGAAAAAGCUUUGCUUUGAAGAGAGAUCUUACUGGCCAUCAGCGAAUCCACACAGGGGAGAAACCGUAUAUAUGCUUGGAGUGUGGAAAGAGCUUUGCUCGGAGUUCAUACCUUACUUGCCAUCAAUUAAUUCACACAGGAGAGAAACCAUGGAAAUGCAUGGAGUGUGGAAAAAGCUUUGCUUUGAAGAGAGAUCUUACUGGCCAUCAGCGAAUCCACACAGGGGAGAAACCAUAUAUAUGCUUGGAGUGUGGAAAGAGCUUUGCUCGGAGUUCAUACCUUACUUGCCAUCAAUUAAUUCACACAGGAGAGAAACCAUGGAAAUGCAUGGAGUGUGGAAAAAGCUUUGCUUUGAAGAGAGAUCUUACUGACCAUCAGCGAAUCCACACAGGGGAGAAACCCUAUGCAUGCUUGGAAUGUGGAAAGAGCUUUGCUCAGUGUUCACACCUUACUUCUCAUCAUCAAAUUCACACAGGGGAGAAACCAUAUAAAUGCUUGUAUGUCCUCUUUUGGGUGUCCCCACUUCUGUUUCAGGUGCAAGAGAUCAUGCAGGAGCGUUACCCUGGAGCAACCUUUCCAGGUGGUGCUAUGAAACCAGUGAUAAAUUCUUUGCCAUCUCUUUGUGACAAAGAAGCUUCCAUGAAGCCAGGUCAGGGUCUGGUGACGUUUGAGGAGGUGUCUGUUCACUUCACUGAGGAGGAGUGGGCUCUGCUGGAUCCGAACCAAAGAAUCCUUCACAUGGAAGUCAUGGAGGACAAUCGUCAGGAGGUGGCCUCUCUGGGACUUCUGAUUCCCAAACCUGAUUCCAUAUCUACAGUGGGAAGAGAUCCACUUGUCCAAGACCCAGAAGAAAGAGGGUCUGCAGAGGUGGAAGGUCCGCAGAAUACAUCUGAGGGAGAACAACAACAGUUCCUGUUGGAAGAAAAACAGCAGAGAAGAAACAGUGGAACAAAACUGAAGAGGGGAAAUGAAUCCUCUUCUCAAGAUGCUGAAUCCCAGGUCUUUGAUAUGCACAGAGGAAUCCACACAGGGGAGAAACUGUAUAAAUGCUUGGAGUGUGGAAAGAGCUUUGUUUGGAGUUCAGAACUUAUUUACCAUCAACAAAUUCACACAAGAGAGGAGCCAUAUAUAUGCUUGGAGUUUGGAAGUAGCUUUGCUUGGAAGGGACACUUGACUGUUCAUCAGCAAAUCCACACAGGGGAGAAACCAUAUACAUGCUUGGAGUGUGGAAAGAGCUUUGCUCAGAGUUCACGACUUACUUCUCAUCAGCAAAUUCACACCGGGGAGAAACCAUAUAAAUGCUUGGAGUGUGGAAAGAGCUUUGCUUCGAAGGGAGACCUUACUGUCCAUCAGCGAAUCCAUACAGGGGUUAAACCAUAUAAAUGCUUGGUGUGUGGAAAGAACUUUGCUCAGUCUUCACAACUUACUUCUCAUAAUCGAAUUCAUACAGGGGAGAAACCAUAUAAAUGUUUGGAGUGUGGAAAGAGCUUUGCUUUGAAGGGAAACCUUACUGGCCAUCAGCGAAUCCACACAAGCAUGAAACCAUAUGAAUGCUUGGUGUGUGGAAAAAGCUUUGCUCGGAAUUCACACCUUACUCGCCAUCAACAACUUCACACAGGAGAGAAACCAUAUAAAUGCUUGGAGUGUGGAAAGAGUUUUGCUUUGAAGGGAAACCUUACUCGCCAUCAAGGAAUUCACACAGGGGAGAAACCAUAUAAAUGCCUGGAGUGUGGAAAAAGCUUUGCUCGGAGUUCACACCUUACUUGCCAUCAAAGAAUUCACGCAGGAGAUAAACCAUAUAAAUGCUUGGAGUGUGGAAAGAACUUUUAUCACAGUAGCACUCUUCAAAAACAUCUAAGAACCCACACAGGGGAGAAGCCUUUUGAAUGCUCACAGUGUGGGAAGAGAUUCAGUCAGAGUGGCAUUCUUCACAAUCAUCUAAGAACCCACACAGGGGAGAAGCCUUUUGAGUGUUCAGAGUGUGGGAAGAGAUUUAGUCGGAGUGGCUAUCUUCAAAAUCAUCUAAGAACCCACACAGGGGAGAAGCCUUUUGAAUGCUUAGAGUGUGGGAAGGGAUUCAGUCACAGUGGUAGUCUUCAAAAUCAUCAAAGUACCCACACAGGGGAAAAACUUUUUGAAUGCUCAGAGUGUGGGAAGAGAUUCAGUAAUAGUGGCCACCUUCAAAGGCAUCAAAGAAUUCACACAGGGGAGAAGCCUUUUGAAUGCUUAGAGUGUGGGAAGGGAUUCAAUCAGAAUGGCACUCUUCAAAAUCAUCUAAGAACCCACACAGGGGAGAAGCCUUUUGAAUGCUUAGAGUGUGGGAAGAAAUUCAGUCACAGAGGCAAUUUUCAGCUGCAUCAAAGAACCCACACGGGUGAGAAACCUUUUGAAUGCUCAGAGUGUGGGAAGAGAUUCAGUCACAAUAGCCAUCUUCAAAAACAUCUAAGAAGCCACACAGGGGAGAAGCCUUUUGAGUGCUCAGAGUGUGGGAAGAGAUUUAGUCAGAGUGGUGCUCGUCAAAAUCAUCUAAGAACCCACACAGGGGAGAAGCCUUUUGAAUGCUCAGAGUGUGGGAAGAGAUUCAGUCAGAAUGGCGCACUUCAAAAUCACCUAAGAACCCACACAGGGGAGAAGCCUUUUGAAUGCUCAGAGUGUAGAAGGAGAUUCCGUCAGUGUGGCCAGCUUCAAAAGCAUCUCAGACUCCAUACAAGGAAAAGCCAUGCAACUGUUUAGCGCAGAGGUGUCAAAAUAAUUUUUUACGAGGGCCAGACCUGACAUAAAUGUCACUUUGUCGUGCUGAGCUAUGUGUGCCAUAAAAUGUGA